AUGGUCAACGAGUACAGCAAUGCUUUCUGGACGAAAUUCGACAUCAACGCGCUGACGAAGAGUGCGGAGGAGUUCGACAAGCUGGUGCGGCGGAUGCCCAAGGAGCAGAAGGAACUCGGGGAGCUCCAAACUUUCCAGAAGCUCGAGGAGGUCGUCACCUCCUUCAAGGCCGGCGUGCCGCUCAUCCAGCAGCUGAAGAGCGACGCCAUCCGGAAAGUGCACUGGGAGGAGCUCAUGCAGCUGGCGGGUGUCGAAACAGAAGACUUCGACAUCAAGAAGAUGACGUUGAACUCCGUCUUCGCAAUGCAGCUCCACCGCUAUCCCGACGAAGUGAACGAGCUGGUGGUGACGGCGCAGAAUGAGCUGAAGAUUGAGAGCGAGCUUGCGAAGAUCGACAGCACCUGGCGCAACAUGCCUCUGGGCCUGAAAGCGUACAAGGGCGAGCCGAACAACCCCCGAGGCUACGUCCUGCUCCCCAACGAGGAGAUGAAGCAGACCUUGGACGACCACGUCCUUACGCUGCAGUCCAUGAGCUCCUCGAAAUACGCCCUGAAGCUUCUGGAUACCAUCAAGCGCUGGGAGAAGAACCUGUCGGUGGUGAGUGAG
Molecule: messenger RNA, 606 nt
Organism: Symbiodinium natans
Lineage: Eukaryota; Dinophyceae; Suessiales; Symbiodiniaceae
Source: the annotation of a GenBank genome assembly